AGCGCAGUCGCUUGUCCGACGUCGAACCGAACGGAUCGUCUCUCACUUUCUCCGUUAUUUUAUUGAAAUAAACACGCGUCCAUAUUAUUUUAUAAUUAAUAAUUAAUAAUAAAUAGUAAUAAAUAAUAAAUAAUAAUCAAUAAUAAUAAUAAAUAAAACGAGUGUUGUGUCAGUGUGUGAAAAAAAAACUUUUUUCAGUUUGAAUUUUUUUGUUUAAAAAAAAAGUUUGUUGUGAGUGAAUAUUUUAUAUUUUUAUUUCCAUUUAAUUAAAAUUAAUUAAUUAAAUAAUAAUGAAGUGUAGGCUGGUUAAAAUGAUUAAUUUAUUAUUAAUUAUUUGUUCAUUUAUUUUAAAUGCCGAUUGUGUUUCUGUUGAUACCAAAAUGCGUGAGGAUGCUGAUUUAUCUGAGUUCUAUCAUCUGCUAGAAGAUAAUCAAGUGGCAAAUAAUACAUUAAUGUAUCGACAUGUUACAGUAUUUGCACCGACAAAUCGUGCAUUCCAAGAAUAUGUACCUCAAAAUAAAGACGCAUUAGUUCUUUAUCAUAUGUCAAAUUUACCAAAGACUACUGACGAACUUGGUGACACGAUUUCGUCAGAACUUGAGGGAAAUCCUCCACUUUGGGUCACAAGAAAACGCGGGCAUCCGCAAGAUGAAAUUUAUAUUAACAAUGCUAAGAUACUGGAAGGAAGUAAUUUUAGAUCGAAAAUUAAUACGCCUAUUGGAGAAAAAACUCAGGUUCUUCAUAAAAUAUCAGAAGUACUCGAACCAGUAUUAUCAAACUCACCAGACUCAUUGAUAUCUAAUCCAAAUGCAUUUCAAUUUUUGAAUCAAAGUGACAGUAUUAAUCUUGGUCAAUUUAGAAUAAGAACAUUUCGUCAAAGAGUAUUAUUAAAUAAUAAAGAAGAUAUAUUUAAAGCUGAUGGUGGGUAUACAUUUUUCAUACCCGAUGAAGAAGGUUUUAAGCCAUCAGUUAGACCAACUAAAAUAGAUCAUCAGGUAAUUGAUGGCCAUGUCAUACCAAAUCAUGUAUUAUUUACUGCACCAACGCCUAAUGAUAGACCUUACAAUACCCUGGCUAAUACUGAUAAUUUCAAAGUAACCAUUAGUUUUAUACGUGAUCCAGAUAAUUCAAAAAAAAUAUACGUUAAAUCAAACACUCUCGUCGGCGACGCGACUCAUCCAACGGGAGUGGUCCUCGCUGAAAUAGUAAAAGCCAACAUUCCCGUUAAAAAUGGAGUUGUCCAUUUGAUCCAGCGGCCGCUGAUGGUCGUCGAUACGACGGUUCAACAGUUUCUCGCGGACAAAGAAGAUGGUCCAGUAUACAAAUUCUACCAAGCGAUCCGUGAUUACGGUGAUGAUUUCAUGGAUAUAAUAACACGUUUACAAGAUAUUACCCUAUUUGCACCAAGUAAUGCUGCGUGGGAUGAAGAAGGUGUGAAACAUAUUCUUCAAGACAAAAAAAGAUUCAAAGAUAUACUUAAUUUGCAUUACGUACGUGAGAAACUUCCGCUCGAUAAAAUUAAACAGAAGAGCUUGAAUCAGAUGCCACUCGAUGGAAAGGGAUUUUAUGGGGUACCAACAGCAGCAUCAUGGAAAAGUUUGUACUUUAAUGUAGCCGAAGGUUCAAAUGGCAGCCAAAUGGUUACAGUCGAAGGCGGGGGUGUUAACGCAACAGUAAUUACAGCAAACAUUGCAGCCACCAAUGGAAUUAUCCAUAUUAUCGAUCGCGUACUUGGGAUUCCUUAUACAACUGUACUAGAUAAAUUACGCACCGAUCCAAUGCUCAAUUCCACAUACAUGCUGGGUCAACAACGUGGCUUCAACGACCGUCUUAGUGAGCCAAGGAAACGUUACACCUACUUCGUACCUCGUGAUUCAGCAUGGGAGAAGGCCAAAAACAUCUACCCAUCAGCUUACAAAAAAAUAUUCAUGAAGGAAUUCAAUUAUCACACAAAACAAAUAUUAGAGCGGCAUUUAGUUGAAGCGAGCCAAGCAUACACUAUGGCUGAUUUGAAAAAGUUAACAGGCAAUGAAUCGGUAAUGUUGUCACCAAUUAGAGAUCAAUUGAAAUUACGUGUCAGGGAAUACGAUGGAAACGAUCAGAAGUAUGACGAAAAUGCAAUUCAUCUGCCUAGUAAUAAUAACUAUGGCUAUCAAAUAGAAUGGAUGGGCAAAUGGAUACGAGUAUUCCGUCCAGAUGUCGCUUGCACUAAUGGAAUAAUUCACGUUAUCGAUGACGUUCUAUUAAUGCCCGAAGAUGUCACCGUAAGCGGCGCCUCUCUAUUAACAAUCACUCCUCAUAUUUUAACAAUAAUUAUUGCCAAAUGGUUUUUAUAAAUUCAUUUUUCAAUGAAUUAACAGAAAAAAAACUAACACUCACCAAUUAAUUAAUCAAUCAAUUAAUGAAUUAAUUAAUUAAUGAAAAAAAUUUCUUAUGGUCUACU
Molecule: messenger RNA, 2443 nt
Organism: Microplitis mediator
Lineage: Eukaryota; Metazoa; Arthropoda; Insecta; Hymenoptera; Braconidae
Gene: Fas1
Product: fasciclin-1
Exons: 14
Coding region: 291-2336 (681 amino acids)
Biological process (GO): cell adhesion; extracellular matrix organization
Cellular component (GO): extracellular matrix
Molecular function (GO): cell adhesion molecule binding
Source: RefSeq, a predicted model, not a curated record